AUGAAGGAUCCUGAUGACGAUUUCAGUUUAUGGAACACGAGCAUUAGUGAUUACUGUUCUUGGAGAGGUGUCAAAUGCGAUGCUAAAUCCGGUGAGGUGAUAUCUCUUGUUCUUGAUUUCAUCUUGCUCAAUAGGCCUUUGAAAUCAAACAGUAGCCUUUUUAAAUUGCAACAUCUUAGUCACCUAAGCCUUUCCGCUUGCGAUCUGAGAGGAGAAAUUAUUUCUUCACUAGGAAACCUGCCUCACCUCACAUAUUUAGAUCUUUCUAAUAAUCACUUGGUAGGUGAAAUUCCUUCUUCACUAGGAAACCUGUCUCACCUCACAUAUUUAGAUCUUUCUAAUAAUCAUUUGAUAGGUGAAGUUCCGUCUUCAAUCGGCAGCCUGAACCAGUUAACAUUCCUGAGCUUUUCCUCAAACAACUUGAGUGGUAACAUUCCUAUUUCAUUUGCCAAUUUCAACAAGUUGUCCAAUUUACUCCUCUAUCAAAACAAAUUCAGCUAUAUAGAUUUCCCUCUCUCACUCUCUGAUCUUGAUCUCUCUUACAAUAAGUUGGAAGGUCAAGUACCGAGUUUCUUAUGGAGAUUAUAUUCGUUGAAGCUUUCGCAUAACUCUUUCACCAAUCUCGAGAAAUCAGACCAAGUUGUCUUCGAUGAGAGUCACAUUGCCACUCACUUUGAUCUUAUUGGAACUCAACCUCUUGCUGAAUUUAUCAGGACAUAA
Molecule: messenger RNA, 720 nt
Organism: Thlaspi arvense
Lineage: Eukaryota; Viridiplantae; Streptophyta; Magnoliopsida; Brassicales; Brassicaceae
Source: the annotation of a GenBank genome assembly